Fusarium falciforme is the source of this 1587-nucleotide messenger RNA. RefSeq lists its product as hypothetical. Bases 1 to 1587 code for a protein of 528 amino acids. NCBI's taxonomy places the organism in Eukaryota, Fungi, Ascomycota, Sordariomycetes, Hypocreales, Nectriaceae. The transcript has a single exon. The record is from RefSeq and is a predicted model, not a curated record.
AUGACGAAAACCAGCAGCCCGCCUCAUGCUCCAUUUCUCAGCCUUCCCAACGAGUUGGUCGGCUCUGUUUGCCAUCUACUGCCAAAUAGUACCAUCAAGAAUCUCCGCCUCACCUGUCGCUUUUUUGCCGACAAAGCUCAGUUGCGUUUGCACCGUGUCUUCAUUUCCCCCAGUCUGGACAACCUCGGUGCUCUCCGCGGCAUUGCCGACCACGACACGUUUCGACGAGGUGUAGAGGAGAUCAUCUGGGAUGAUGCCACCUUGAAACCCAUCCAAAGAGAUGAAGGGUGGAAUAGUUACGAUUGGGACCCGGAUGCUGAAGAUUCUGACGAAGAAGAAGAACCUGUGUCUCAGUGGUUCGUCCGACUUUGCAAAACCAGCAUUACCCAUCUCGAGGAACGCAUGGCGCGCCAAAAUCGACCCGACACUGUUGCAAGACAAGAAGAGUUGGACAAUGCCAUGUCUUUCCGGGAAUCACUCAAGCACUACCGCGUCCUCGUGCAACAACAACAUGACAUAUUGCAGACACGUGCUGACGAGGAUGCCUUCCGGUAUGCUCUGCAGCGUUUCCCUCGUCUGAAAAGGGUCACCGUCACACCAGGGACCCACGGCUUUCUUUUUGAGCCUCUGUAUAAAACACCCAUGAUUCGAAACUUGCCUUACGGCUUUCUUUACCCCAUCCCACGAGGCUGGCAAGUCCCGCGUGAUGGCGUCAAUCGAGACCCGGCGUCGCCCUGGGAUGGUGAUGGCGCCAGUGAGGAGGACAAGAACCAAUGGCGUGGGUUUCGCAUUGUCACGCGUAUCCUGGCAGAAGAGCAACACCACCAUGUCUCGGAGUUGGUCUUUGACAACCACAAGAUCACGACCGGGAUUAACCACUUUGCUUUUCAUCCACCAAGUGAGGAGUACCAUAACCUCUGUACCAUCCUCAAGCGCCCUGGGUUCCGGCGCUUUGAGGUUUCCUUACUUGUAGGAUACCUGAUGGACGAGGAGGCUGAUGGUUGGGACACGUAUCGCAACCGAGAUUUGUACAAGGCCCUCGCCGGGGCACCCGAUUUGGAGCAUGUUGGCCUGCAAUCCGACUACGAGGAGCAUGGCCCCCAUCAAGGAGGAAGCAUGGACGAGUUCGUUUCGCUGUUCAGUGUGUUCCCCAUCGACCAUUGGACAAAGCUCAGGCAUUUUGGGUUAUCCCGCAUGCAGGUUGCCCAAGACGAUCUUGUCUCGUUUCUCGCAAAGCUUCCGUCCACGCUGCAGUCACUUGAGCUCAGCUUUCUCGCCUUUCUUGAACAGCAAGGCAACUACUGGGGCCUCUUGAGCGACAUCCGUGAUAAGCUUGGUUGGCGGCACCGGCCUGCCGAUACGAGAGUCAAGAUCUGCGUGUUGAUCACGUUUAAUCAACACAACCGAGUCGGGAGAUACAUUCGUCUUGACAAGGAGGUGCAAGACUAUAUUUACGGAUCUGGUCCUCCACCCUUUGGGCCCAGGGGCCAUAUCAGUUGCGGUACAGGUGUGCAGGAAGAUGAAUUUAAUCCACACUGGAAACGACCGUAUGAGGACGCUAGAGUAUUAAGGAGUCUUGGGUACUGA